This is a messenger RNA of Phalacrocorax carbo (great cormorant), 4320 nucleotides long. The record is from RefSeq and is a predicted model, not a curated record. Lineage: Eukaryota; Metazoa; Chordata; Aves; Suliformes; Phalacrocoracidae.
GUCAGGGCAGGGGCCGCCAUUUUGGGUGGCGGGGCUGGGCGCGGAGCGCGGCGCCGCGCCGGGGGGGAGCGAGGGCGGCCCCCAUGGCCGGGCAGUUCGACUCCGAGGACCGGGCGAGCUGGUACUGGGGGCGGCUGAGCCGGGCCGAGGCGGUGUCGCUGCUGCAGGGGCAGCGCCACGGGACCUUCCUGGUGCGGGACUCGGGCACCAUCCCCGGCGACUUCGUGCUCUCGGUGUCCGAGAGCUCCCGCGUCUCGCACUACAUCGUCAACAGCCUGGGGCCGGCGGGAGGCCGGCGGGCCGGCGGCGAGGGCCCCGGGGCCCCGGGGUUGAGUCCCACCAGGUUUCGAAUAGGUGACCAAGAGUUUGAUUCUUUGCCAGCUUUACUGGAAUUCUACAAAAUACACUAUUUGGACACUACAACCUUGAUAGAACCAGUUUCCCGAUCCAGGCAGAAUAGUGGCAUUAUCCUCAAGCAGGAGGAAGUUGAAUAUGUGCGAGCUCUCUUUGACUUUAAUGGAAAUGAUGAAGAAGAUCUUCCAUUUAAGAAAGGAGACAUACUGAAAAUCCGGGAUAAACCUGAAGAGCAAUGGUGGAAUGCAGAAGACAUGGGAGGAAAGCGGGGAAUGAUACCUGUUCCUUACGUCGAGAAGUAUAGACCCUCCUCUGCUUCAGUAUCUGCUCUGAUUGGAGGUAACCAGGAUAGUUCCCACCCACAACCACUGGGUGGGCCGGAGCCAGGGCCCUAUGCCCAGCCCAGCAUCAACACUCCGCUCCCUAACCUUCAGAAUGGCCCUAUUUAUGCCCGGGUUAUCCAGAAGCGAGUCCCUAAUGCCUACGACAAGACAGCCUUGGCUUUGGAGCAGACCUCUGCCAUUUUGACCUCACCAAAGAGGAGUACUUGGAAUAAAACCACAGCAUACAGAAGUCUUCACAUGAACCGUCAGUUUUUCUUUGAAGCAUAUGGGAUAUAUUUAGUCGGUGAGCUGGUAAAGGUCACAAAGAUUAACGUGAGUGGUCAGUGGGAAGGAGAGUGUAACGGCAGACGCGGUCACUUUCCGUUCACACAUGUCCGCCUGCUGGAUCAACAGAAUCCUGAUGAGGACUUCAGCUGAGUGUGGCUCAACAGUUGCGCUUACAGAUGGGAACAAUCUCAACUUGUUUUUAUUGCAGAUGCCAUCAAGACUAUGUUCCGACAGAUGUUGAAAGCGGUAUUGCUUGUAUAAGCAUUCUGACAACCUGCAAACCCCUGGGACUGAACACCACCAUUCCUUAAUCAAGGGUCAUGUAAUUCAGGGUACGACAGUAGAUAACUUGUGUGUCAAGUGGCAGAACUAGUACAUGAUUAUAGGUUGUAAUGCCUGCUUAUGUCCAUGUGCACAGCAGACUGGACCUUGCCAGCAGCAGCAGCUGGAGAAAGCCGUAACAUAGAUGUUACGGUAACGUUCGUAGCUCUCUCCGGACCCAUUGCUUAUGUUGCUUCUUCCUCAGGCGAUGAACAUCAACCUUAGACAAUUCAAUAUAUAGAUAGAAAUUUCACAAACUUAUCCUGGAGCUUUCUCCGUGUAUUGUUUUUCCAUCCUGGUUCUCUGUCCUGGAAAGGCUGUACAGUACUUUGCAUGGUCAGUUAACUGUGCACAGUGCAGAUUUAGGUAGGGCCCACUGGGGACAGCCGUGUGACUUACGGAUGCUUACCAUUUUAAUGGCAAAUGACAGAUCAAAUCAACCUCGGAAUUCUAGAAGUUUGGGGACACUAGACUGAUUUCUUCAGUACUGUUGAUGCUUCAAACAUAGCAGCUGAUUUUAAAUUAAGAUUUCUAUUAACACACCAGUAUCUCUCUUUAUCCACAAAUAUAAGACUUAUGGAAGUGUAAACAUCCAUAUCAGUGCUGAAAAAUACGUGCAUAGCACUUUAAUGCAUAGCUUUAAAGCAGUGUUGAAUUCACUAAAUAUACUAAAAUAUUGACACUGCUUUCCAAUAAAGUUAAAUUAUAUAGGGCCCGUUUAAUUUUUCUAGAAUUCUUCAAUACUCCUAUUGUAUAAUACUGUUACAGUACAAAUCAGUGUCAAACAUGGUGAACUGACAAACCAAAUACUACUUUUAUUUUAAAGUUACUCUGGGGACUCUUCUGGUUUAAUUCCCAUCUGUAAAAUAUUUGAUAGUGAAUUCAUGAGGAUUUUAUUUUAAUAAACUAAUAGAAAAUACUUGUGUGCUUCUGGACUGAUUCUCAAAAGGCAUAGUAAGAGUAAAUAUGGCUUCAUAGCUCAUAAUGCAAAUCAGUGCAUUGAAUAGGUGGUAUUAAGCACUGCUUGAUUUGUCUUUUUUUUUUAGCCUGUUCUUCUAAUUAUCUGGUUUUCUCUAACAUAAAUCAGAAUGGAUUCAGUAAGUUUUGUAAACUGAAAUUAAACACUGAAGUAACUAUCCCUUGCCUGCACCCUGGAUUGUUCUCCAAAUGCAGCACUCUAGUGACCAGCCGGAAGCAAACGGAUGUUGUAACUUUGACUACAGUGUAAUCCAUACAGAGCAGUUCUAACUAGUAUCAGCCGAAAACGUUACCCGGGAUGAUGCAAGCGGCGUGACUAGAACGGCUGAGGGGUUGGAAUGCUGCGGGGGCUAGCUCCCACGGCCAAGGCUAUUGCUGCAGGCACCGACCCGUUCAACAGAAUACUGGUAACGCUUUACCUCAGAACUGUGUAACACGCUGGAAACGAUAAUAUUUCUGUGAUAUUUAAGUACUAGUUGUUUUACUUCGAAACUAACCCCUCAGCAAGUCUGGCUAAUUUCCAGAUAACGGGCAGUCGUUAAUUCUGAAGGCUAACGCCAAUGUACUACACCUUUCCAUCGCCAACCUCGUGAGCACUACUGCAGGUGGUCAGAAAGCUGACAGUUGUGACAGUGGUGUUAGAAGAAUGGUAGCAAAGGGAUUGCAGUACCUAGCUUGGAUUGCUCUUCUGGUUAGGGUGAUACGCCAGUGAUUGUGGCAUCUCUUCUAGCUUAGUACAAAAUCUGCUUUGAGGAACAAAAUUGAGAAACUAACUCUAGGUUCUGAAACACGUUGGUUUCUUUACGGCUAAUCUGUAUUUCUCCUCUGACCUUGAUAUUUACUAUGAUUUUUUUCAAUAGCUGCACUCUAAAUAACAGACGUAAUACGGUGUUUAUCAGUUGCCCAUAUAUGCUUAUGUUUUUCUUCAGGUAAUGCAAAAGAAACAAUGAACCGUGUAAGCAAACAGUCUUAGAGUAACACAGUUUGUUCUGAAGUAUUUUUUCCAAUUGUAAUUAAUGAAAGCCCUGAUGUUUGUACCUUUCCAAUCAGCAAUUAUUUUAAGAUACCAAAAGAACUUUUAUCUGAAAGGAAUUUUUAAUGCAAAUCUCUCCUUUUUAAUAUGAAAGACACAAACUGAAUUAACUAGAAAAUACCCUGAAAACUUCGUGUUUUUGUUAAGACUGUAUAAAUUGCGACUAUUUGUACACUUUGUAAGAGUAAAAAAAAAAAAAACCUAGAGGAGUCUUAAUAGCUGCUGUUGCACUAGAACCCUAAGUUCUCGUCAAGCGGUUUUUCCUAGUCAACUGAUACAUUAAUGCAACUGUUUUCCACUAUUCAGUUCUAAACAAAAUGUGAUUUUUGUUCCAUAGGUGAUAGAAAUGAGUAUGUUUGCAUUUGGACGAAAUAGACAUUUCAACUUACCAAGCUCUUAAAGGAAAAUAGGUAGAACAUAUGUUCAUGAACAUGUAGAUUAAAUCCUUUUGUGGCUUUUGUUUACCACCUUCUAUUUGUUCCCUCCCUCUCCCCAGUGCGUGCAAAAAAAUCACUGCUAAGAAUGUUGGUCACAAUCUUUUGUCUCUACUUGGCUGUGGUUUUGGUCUCUUGUGCAUAGGCAGGUGUUAGAACUAGAAUAAUCAUUUCUAGAAAUACACCAUGAAAGCAGAAUGCUCAAUUACACUGUGUUCUUCUGGUGCAUUUACACAUUAUAUCACACUAAAAAGUACAACUGGCUGCUAUGGUUUUUUAAUAUAUAUUUCAUUUUGGUAAACCCCAGCCUUUUUACUAAUAUUUGACCUGGUUAAAUCUUGUUAAUCUGUUUGAAUUGUAUUUGUUAAUAAUGCAAAUAUUUCUAAUCAUCUUAAAACACUCAUUUUUGUUAAUGGUUUUGGGGAAGGAUUCUAACCAAACCAGUUUGAAGAAAAAUAUGAACAUGUGCCAUUGUAUUAUAACACUAUCCACUUUCUUGACAGUUAAAGUCUUUUUUAUUUUUUUUUGUAGCAUGUAAUGUAUAUGUUCAUAGUAUGUGAAGUAAAUAAAAGUAUAGCCAAAACUUUGA